Talpa occidentalis (Iberian mole) is the source of this 1659-nucleotide messenger RNA. It is a transcript of the gene ARL4D, whose product is annotated as ADP ribosylation factor like GTPase 4D. Lineage: Eukaryota; Metazoa; Chordata; Mammalia; Eulipotyphla; Talpidae. Gene Ontology annotation, cellular component: cytoplasm. The coding region runs from base 480 to 1082 and encodes 200 amino acids. Gene Ontology annotation, biological process: vesicle-mediated transport; intracellular protein transport. Gene Ontology annotation, molecular function: GTP binding; GTPase activity. The record is from RefSeq and is a predicted model, not a curated record. The transcript has 5 exons.
CGCCCGCCCCCGAGCUCGCGGUUUAGGGAUGUGUGCUGAUACGGCGAUGCGGCUUCAGGUGGAUCCACCGCACCGCACCGCACCGCACCGCACCGCACCGAUAACCCUCCACCAUAGCCUCCCCUUCCAAGGUCUCUGGACUCCCCGCCAUCACCCCCACUCUGAACACAUGAGUUGCCUGUGACGUGAUGUGCAGCCCUGGGCAGGAAUUCAUGCAAGAUUACCUGAAUGCCUACUGUGUGUCAGGCAUGGUGCUGAGCACUGAGGAACUUCACAUGAGGAGAACCAGCUCCUGGGCUCAGAGCUCAGUCUAAUGGGGGAGACAGCUCUGAGGAAGAACCAUGACACAGCAGCUGGCAUCUGAUCUGGGUAGGGAGCCACAGGAGGAAGCAGAUAACUCAGCUGUGGUCCCCAGAGCCUGCAAAUUCAGGGCUCCUCCUGCAUCUCUUUGAGCUCCAAGACUUUAGCUGGAGCCUGCCAUGGGGAACCACCUGACCGAGAUGGCGCCUACCACCUCCUUCUUGCCCCACUUCCAGGCCCUGCAUGUUGUGGUCAUUGGGCUGGACUCAGCUGGAAAAACCUCCCUCCUCUACCGCCUCAAGUUCAAGGAGUUUGUCCAGAGUGUCCCCACCAAAGGCUUCAACACAGAGAAGAUCCGGGUGCCCCUGGGGGGGUCCCGUGGCAUUACUUUCCAAGUGUGGGAUGUUGGGGGGCAGGAGAAGCUGCGACCACUGUGGCGCUCCUACACACGCCGGACAGAUGGGUUGGUGUUUGUGGUGGAUGCUGCUGAGGCUGAGCGCCUGGAGGAGGCCAAGGUGGAGCUCCACCGAAUCAGCAGGGCCUCGGACAAUCAGGGUGUGCCUGUGCUGGUGCUGGCCAACAAGCAGGAUCAGCCUGGGGCGCUGAGUGCAGCCGAGGUGGAGAAGAGGCUGGCAGUCCGUGAGCUGGCGGCUGCCACGCUCACCCACGUGCAGGGCUGCAGUGCUGUGGAUGGGCUGGGCCUGCAGCCAGGCCUUGAGCGCCUGUACGAGAUGAUCCUUAAGCGGAAGAAGGCAUCCAGAGCAAGCAAGAGGAGACGGUGACUUGAGGCUGCCCCCUCCCUACCUGAAGGGUCUGCUGACUUGGACAGCCAGGCAGAGCCUGUGGCCCUCACUCAGCCCCUGGGGCAGAACCUGUCCACCUCAAUAAAGGACCUAGCAACAUACUGGGGGUCCUGUUUUGGAACCACAUUGGGGUUCCAAAAACCCACCUUAAUCUCUGGAGAAGUGAAGGCUGCAGGACUGUGGAGCUUAAAUGUAAACUGUGACUCUACCUCGACCCUGUUUCUUGUUUUCCUUCUCUGACUUUUUGAUUGGAUGUAUUUGGGGGCAAAGGAAAGUUGUUUGGUGAAUGAAUUUGGGAUGAACGAGCUCUAUCUCUGCCCUACCCUCUCUCCACUGGGGAGGCUCCCCGUGGCUGUUUUUCUAGGGAUGCCAGUCACAAUAGUCUUUAUUUUGUGUCUGUGAAAGUGCCAAGAACCCACUUCAUAUUUGUAGAUCCAGAACUCUUUUUAUAAGCCUUGUGUGUCCUCUGUAUUAUUUUUAACUAUUUUUUAGCAUUUGCCUGUAAGUUAUUAAAGACUGAUAAUACUGUAGCUCUAACCUUGGUGUGGUAUUUUCC